AAUGAAUAAUGGUGACCCCUUAAUUGGACGUGAAAUUUAAACCCGAAUAGGCGAUCCAUAACAUGAACCCGUAGCCACAUGGAGUGGCAAAAAGUUAGUUAGGCCUGAUGACGUGGCAUUUCCAUAUCCCCAGCAUACAAAAUACACAUUAUCCACAGCAAAAGAAAAAAGAAAAAUCAAAAUCCAAAUGACAAGCAGAAUGCGAAGUUACAGAGAUGACAACUGCGACUGCUUCCGCUCUACCAUCCGUUUCCCUUAAUCCCUCCAUCGCCACCGCCACUCUCCGCUCCGGCACCAACCAUGUCUCCCUCUCCACCCUCCGCCGCCGUCUUUACCCAGUACGAGUAGCAAAUGACUCGAAAACAACGGAGGUAUCUCCCCGAUCUUAUAAUCGGAAAAUCAGAAGCUGAUAAGAUCGUGGACGGGAUUGACUUCGGUGAGCUCUGUAAUGAAUUCGAAUGCAUUAGCAGUCCGGCUGUUGAAGCCACCGCUAGACAACUUGUACGUGACAUCUUAGAACUCCGGGAUGGCAAUCGUGCUCUAGGAACAUAUGCUGUUUCAGUCAAAUACAAGGAUCCAGUCAGAAGUUUUACCGGUCGUGAGAAGUACAAAGAGACCACUAUGGUCGAUCAAUGCACUAGAUAACCCUACUGUGAGUGUGCAGGAGAUGUCGAUGUUGUCUACAAGUGUAUUGAGUAUAAAAUGGACACUGAAAGGAAACCCUAAAAAUGUUGUAGCUGGUGUAGGAGGACCUGUGAUUCUAAAAGUCAACUCUCGGUUUACAUUGAAUCAGAUUAGUGGUCAAGUUAUUGAACACGAAGAGAUUUGGGAUUUAUCUUCAUCAUCAACAAUUGUUCAAGCAUAUUUCUGGGCUUCACGUCGUUUGUUUUCUGUAGUUCAAUCUACAAAAGAUUUUUCUGAUUCUGUCAAGAACUUGUCCAGCCGCUUUUCAUCAAAGAAAGAAAAUUUGGAGAUUUAUCCAGAUCCCUCUGGUGAUCCAUUGAAGUUUUUCCAAAGUGAAGAUGAGUUUCAAAGAGACGCAUACCAACUGGCAUUGUUUCUUGCACUUCUGUACUUCCUCGUGCAGUUUUUGAGGACAACUUUGUAAAAUCACUGUAAGUGAAAUAUAAACUGUGUAAAUGUAGUUACAUAUACGUUAUAUUUUCCAUAUAUAUAGAAAUUUUCUGCAAGAAUCCCUUUACGUUGUAUCAAACUUUGAUUGUUGAUCAAUAAUUUCCGUCUGUAUAAAAAAGUUCAACUUCUAACGUCAUAUUCACAUAUAUGUAACAUAUAAAAAUCAAGACAUGAAGAAUAAUGAUGUCAUAAAAUUACAAUACAAAAAUCAUACCAUGUACUUUUGAAUCAAUGUUAAGGCUUAUGGUAUAAGUUCAUAUAUGUGAGAGCUAUCGGUGAGUCCAUUUAAAAUGUAAACGUGUUUUUUUAUUUAAUUAAAAGUUUAUAAUAUAAACAUUUACCUUGAGGGUGUAGCUAAGUUGGUUCCAUGGCGACAUGUUUGGCAUUUGAGAUGAAACAAAUGAUCUGAGUUUGAGACUUGUCAAUGGCAUUGUCGGGAGCUUCCCCCUACUUGUAGUUGCUUGGAGCCUUGCUAAUAGGUUCAUUUCCUUAGUUCCCUCUGUUGGAGAUAUACAUGUGGACACAACAAGUUAGAGACAUUAUUAAUAAGUACACAUGUCAAUUGGGUUACACACAAGGCUCAAUCCAAAAACAUGAAAUAAAUAGUAAAUUAUAC
Molecule: messenger RNA, 1750 nt
Organism: Lactuca saligna
Lineage: Eukaryota; Viridiplantae; Streptophyta; Magnoliopsida; Asterales; Asteraceae
Source: the annotation of a GenBank genome assembly